Messenger RNA from Odobenus rosmarus divergens (Pacific walrus), 3888 nucleotides. RefSeq names its product NIMA-related kinase 1 (gene NEK1). The coding region runs from base 1 to 3888 and encodes 1295 amino acids. Gene Ontology annotation, biological process: protein phosphorylation. Gene Ontology annotation, molecular function: ATP binding; protein kinase activity. The record is from RefSeq and is a predicted model, not a curated record. Lineage: Eukaryota; Metazoa; Chordata; Mammalia; Carnivora; Odobenidae. The transcript is spliced from 33 exons.
AUGCGCGCCGGCUUCCGCGCGCUGACGUCACACGCCAGCGCCAGUGACGCGCCGGCCGCUCCCCCUUCCUCUGCAUUCGCUCUAGGGUUUUGGGGCGCUAGGGUGCAGAGUCGUCAGCUCCGAGUCGUAAGCAGCUCUCCGCGUAGCUCCGAGUCCAGUACCGGCGUUGCGAGGCAGAAGGACGUGACAGUAUAUCUGUUAAGAUGCCUUAGAAAAAGAAUCAUGGAGAAGUAUGUUAGACUACAGAAGAUUGGAGAAGGUUCAUUUGGAAAAGCCAUUCUUGUUAAAUCUACAGAAGAUGGCAGGCAAUAUGUUAUCAAGGAAAUUAACAUCUCAAGAAUGUCCAGUAAAGAAAGGGAAGAAUCAAGGAGAGAAGUUGCAGUAUUGGCAAACAUGAAGCAUCCAAAUAUUGUCCAGUAUAGAGAAUCAUUUGAAGAAAAUGGCUCUCUCUACAUAGUGAUGGAUUACUGUGAAGGAGGCGAUCUGUUUAAACGAAUUAAUGCUCAGAAAGGCAUUUUGUUUCAAGAGGAUCAGAUUUUGGAUUGGUUUGUACAAAUAUGUUUGGCCUUGAAACAUGUACAUGAUCGAAAAAUUCUUCAUCGAGACAUAAAGUCCCAGAAUAUAUUUUUAACCAAAGAUGGGACAAUACAACUUGGAGAUUUUGGAAUCGCUCGAGUACUUAAUAGUACUGUGGAGCUGGCUCGAACUUGCAUAGGGACCCCCUACUACUUGUCACCUGAAAUCUGUGAAAACAAACCUUACAACAAUAAAAGUGACAUUUGGGCUCUGGGGUGUGUCCUGUAUGAGAUGUGUACACUUAAACAUGCAUUUGAAGCUGGCAAUAUGAAAAACCUGGUACUGAAGAUAAUAUCUGGAUCUUUUCCACCUGUAUCUUUACAUUAUUCUUAUGACCUCCGCAAUUUACUCUCUCAGUUAUUUAAAAGAAAUCCUAGGGAUAGACCGUCAGUCAACUCCAUAUUGGAGAAAGGUUUUAUAGCCAAACGCAUUGAAAAGUUUCUCUCACCUCAGCUUAUUGCAGAAGAAUUUUGUCUAAAAACAUUUUCCAAGUUUGGAGCACAGCCUGUACCAGCUAAAAGACCAGCUUCAGGACAAAGCUUGGCUUCUCUUGUGUCUGCUCAGAAAAUUACAAAGCCUGCCGCUAAAUAUGGAGUACCUUUAACAUAUAAGAAAUUUGGAGAUAAAAAAUUACAUGAAAAGAAACCACUCCAAAAACAUAAACAGGCCCAUCAAAUUCCAGUGAAGAAAAUGAAUCCUGGAGAAGAAAGGAGGAAAAUGUUUGAGGAAGCAGCAAGAAAGAGAAGGUUGGAAUUUAUUGAAAAAGAAAAGAAACAAAAGGAUCAGAUUAGUUUAAUGAAGGCCGAGCAGAUGAAAAGACAGGAAAAGGAAAGGUUGGAGAGAAUAAAUAGGGCCAGGGAACAAGGAUGGAGAAACGUGCUAAGUACUGGUGGAAGUGGUGAAGUAAAGGCUCCCUUUUUUGGCAGUGGAGGGGCUGUGGCUCCAUCAUCUUUUUCUUCUCGAGGACAGUAUGAACAUUAUCAUGCUAUUUUUGAUCAAAUGCAGCAACAAAGAGCAGAAAAUAAUGAAACUAAAUGGAAAGGAGAGAUAUAUGGCCGAAGACAUCCGGAAAGGCAAAAGGGGCAGCUAGCUGUGGAAAGAGCUAAACAAGUGGAAGAGUUCCUACAGCGAAAACGAGAAGCACGGCAAAAUAAAGCUCGAGCUGAAGGACAUAUGGUUUAUCUGGCAAGACUGAGGCAAAUAAGACUGCAGAAUUUCAAUGAGCGCCAACAGAUUAGAGCCAAACUUCGUGGUGAAAAGAAAGAAGCUGAUUAUUCCGAAGGACAGGAAGGAAGCGAGGAGACUGACAUGCGGCGUAAAAAAGUUGAAGCAUUUAAGGCCCAAGCAAGUGCACGUGCUGCUGUACUAAAAGAACAAUUAGAACGAAAGAGAAAGGAAGCAUAUGAGAGAGAAAAGAAAGUAUGGGAAGAGCAUUUGGUGGCUAAAGGAGUAAAGAAUUCUGAUAUGUCUCCACCUUUGGGACAACAUGAAGCAGGUGGCUCUCCAUCAAAGCAACAGAUGAGAUCUGUUAUUUCUGUGACUUCAGCUUUGAAAGAAGUGGGAAUGGACAGGAGUUUAACUGAUACCCAGGAAACCUCAGAAGACAUGCAGAAGACUAACACUGCUGUUUCAAGUAAGCGAGAAAUACUACGUAGAUUAAAUCAAAAUCUUAAAGCUCAAGAAGAUGAAAAAGGAAAGCAAUGUCACUCUGAUACGUGUGAGAUAGUUGUUAAUGAAGAUGCCAAAGAACAUGAAAAAGAAAAAUCGGGUUCAUCUGAUCGCAAAAAAUGGGAGGCUGGAGGUCAACUUGUGAUUCCUUUGGAUGAGUUAACAUUGGACACAUCCUUCUCUGCAACUGGAAAACAUACAGUGGGAGAGGUUAUUAAAUUAGAUCCUGGUGGAUCUCCAAGAAAAGUCUGGGGGAGAAGCCCUACAGAUUCAGUUCUAAAGAUACUUGGAGAAGCUGAACUACAACUUCAGACAGAACUAUUGGAAAACACAACUGUUAGAAGUGAGACUUCUCCUGAAAGGGAGAAUUACAAACCUUUAAUUCCUGGAGAAGAAAAAGUAAAAUAUAUUUCACUUGAAAUGAAUCCAUCAGCUACUGUUGAUUCUUCUGUGGAAAUGAACAGUCCAGAGUUUAGUGAGGCAUCUCCACAGACAUCAUUGAAGCCAGAAGGAAAUGUGGAUGAAGCUGAUGGCUUAGAAACAGAAGUUCUGCAAGAGCCAGAUGGAACAAACAAAGAUGGUAGCUUGCCAUGCACGAUUAUUGAUGUAUGGAUUAGUGAGAUAAAAGAAACAAAGGGAACUGAGUUGGAAGAUAGGAUCACUGUUCAGCAAAAUGAAGUUCCUGAAGAUGAAAUCUCAAACAAUGUGGACCACCUUAGUGAAGUUGAUAUUAGACCUGAAAUAGGUGAUUCUCAGCACCCUAAAUGUGAUGUUGAUAAAUCUGUGCAACCAGAGCCAUUUUUCCAUAGAGUGGUUCUUUCAAAACACUUGAACGUAGUCUCUCAAAUUCAGUCAAUUCUUUGUUCACCAGAAGAAUCCUUUCCGCUUCGAUCUCGCUCUGAUUCACCACCAAAAAAUAAAAGCCAAAAUUCCUUGCUGAUUGGACUUUCAACUGGUCUAUUUGAUGCAAACAACCCAAAGAUGUUGAGGACGUGUUCACUUCCAGAUCUCUCAAAAUUGUUCAGAACACUGAUGGAUGUUCCCACUGUAGGAGAUGUAUGUCAAGACAAUCUCGAAAUAGAUGAAAAUGAAGAUGAGCAUAUUAAGGAAGGACCAUCUGAUUCUGAAGACAUUGUUUUUGAAGAAACUGACACAGAUUUACAAGAACUUCAGGCCUCUAUGGAACAGUUACUUAGGGAACAACCUGGAGAAGAAUACAGUGAGGAGGAAGAAUCAGUCUUAAAGAACAGUGACAUAGAACAGACUGCAAAUGGGACAGAUCUGGCAGAUGAGGAUGACAAUCCCAGCAGUGAAAGUGCCCUAAAUGAAGAAUGGCAUUCAGAUAACAGUGAUGGUGAGAUUACCAGUGAAUGUGAAUAUGAUAGUGUCUUUAACCAUUUAGAGGAACUGAGACUUCACCUGGAGCAGGAAAUAGGCUUUGAAAAAUUCUUUGAGGUUUAUGAGAAAAUAAAAGCUAUUCAUGAAGAUGAAGAUGAAAAUAUCGAGAUUUGUUCAACAAUAGUUCAGGAUAUUUUAGGAAAUGAACAUGAACAUCUUUAUGCCAAGAUUCUUCAUUUAGUCAUGGCAGAUGGAGCCUAUCAAGAAGUCAAGAGCACUAAACAUGGUACCAGACCGGUGGUAUAG